UCUCCAUCCUCCACAAAAACGCGUCUUUUCCAUCGAGUUAUUGUGGCUCUUCAUAAAUUUUACUUGUUUAGAAAAGAAGCAAUGGACACCCAGUCAACCCCUUCAAAGCAGACCGCAUCUUCUCUCGAGCAGCUCAAGAUGAGUGAUUCUCCCGUCAAACCGCUCAACUUUGGCCUAGCAGACAAGGAAAACGCCCCGUUGACCUCUGCCACCGAGUCCGGCCUCAAAAAGUUCGAUGCCGAGGCCGUCAAGCCCAGCGCGCCAGAGGUCCCGAAGAAAUCUCUCACCCCCAAAGAGCUCGAAGCAGAGGAGCCAUUACUCCAGGAGAAUCCCCAUCGAUUCGUUCUUUUUCCAUUGAAGUAUCAUGAGAUUUGGCAAAUGUACAAGAAGGCCGAAGCCUCUUUCUGGACCGCUGAAGAGAUUGACCUAUCCAAAGAUCUUCACGACUGGAAUCACCGGCUGAACGACGAUGAACGGUACUUCAUCUCUCGCGUCUUGGCCUUCUUUGCUGCUUCCGACGGCAUUGUCAACGAAAACCUUGUCGAACGAUUCAGCGGUGAAGUUCAAGUCCCAGAGGCCCGUUGCUUCUACGGUUUCCAGAUUAUGAUGGAGAACAUUCACUCCGAGACCUACUCUCUCCUCAUCGACACAUAUAUCAAGGAACCAAAGCAAAGAACUUAUCUGUUCGAUGCUAUUGAUACCAUUCCUUGCAUCCGUAAGAAAGCUGACUGGGCCAUUCGCUGGAUCCAAGAUCAAGAAUCCACCUUCGCCCAGCGACUGAUUGCCUUUGCCGCCGUUGAGGGUAUCUUCUUCAGCGGCUCCUUCGCCUCCAUUUUCUGGCUCAAGAAGCGGGGACUUAUGCCUGGUCUCACUUUCUCGAAUGAAUUGAUCUCUCGUGAUGAAGGUCUUCACACCGACUUCGCCUGCCUCCUCUUCUCUCACCUUCGCCACCGUCCAGGCCCAGAGGCAGUCCAGGCUAUUAUCACAGAGGCAGUCGAGAUCGAGAAGGAAUUCUUGACCGAUGCCCUUCCCUGUGCUCUUCUUGGCAUGAACUCGAAGCUCAUGUGUCAAUACAUCGAGUUCGUUGCUGACAGACUGCUUGUGGCUCUUGGCAACAAGAAGUUCUACAACGCCACGAAUCCAUUCGACUUCAUGGACAACAUCUCGCUGUCCGGAAAGACCAACUUCUUCGAGAAGCGUGUCGGUGACUACCAAAAGGCUGGUGUCAUGGCAAGCACGCAGAAGAAAGAGGAUACCGAGGAGGCGAUUGAAAACGGCGGUGCCUUCAGAUUCGACGAAGAUUUCUGAUCUUCUCCUUUUUGGUUUACGAUGCUGACGCGUUUCUUGUCUGUAGCAUCUAUGUAUGAGUGACUGGCAUGUGGGGCUGGCGUUCAGGUUUGGAUAUGGGCAUGUGUACAUGAUGGACUUUCUGUUAUACCUGUUGCUGGGCGAUACCUUGUUUGCUGCCUUUGUAUCAUGUUUCUUAUAAUGUAUUUGAUUAAAAUGACAAUGAUAAUGUUUGGUACGGAUCAAUUUUCAA
Messenger RNA from Coccidioides immitis RS, 1540 nucleotides. RefSeq names its product ribonucleoside-diphosphate reductase small chain. The record is from RefSeq and is a predicted model, not a curated record. Gene Ontology annotation, molecular function: oxidoreductase activity. The transcript has 4 exons. Gene Ontology annotation, biological process: deoxyribonucleotide biosynthetic process. The coding region runs from base 82 to 1308 and encodes 408 amino acids. Lineage: Eukaryota; Fungi; Ascomycota; Eurotiomycetes; Onygenales; Onygenaceae.